Molecule: messenger RNA, 502 nt
Organism: Anneissia japonica
Lineage: Eukaryota; Metazoa; Echinodermata; Crinoidea; Comatulida; Comatulidae
Product: putative ferric-chelate reductase 1
Biological process (GO): regulation of glutamate receptor signaling pathway
Source: RefSeq, a predicted model, not a curated record
CACAGUUAAGUGCGUACUUUACCCUGCUUACCAUCCAUUAGACUACACCAUGAGAUCAGCAUUUUUUGCAUUGUACACAUUUCAUGUCAAUAGGCCUUAUAGUGAGCUUCUAUUUUUUUCUAUCUGGAGUAUGGGAUGCUAAUUUGGAAUAUGAAGAGUUUGUUUGGAUUGAUUGCGCUUUUGUGUGUGUGGCUGCCAGCCCAUGCAGCUGAGGAUCCUUGUGGAACGACCCGAGGUUGCUUUCGUUCACCUGAAGAUUGUUACCCUGCCUCUGCCUGCACUUUUUUUGUUGCUUGGAAUCGUAAUAGUGGUAACGAUUCCCUCAUUGAUUUUGAGUUGAGUAUAGCAGCAGUAUCUGGAGAUACGUAUGGUGCAGUCGGAUUUUCUGAGAACCCGAUGGUUGACACCUAAGAGUGUGAAUCUGUUAGCUACUAAUGAUGUUUCAGGUGGUGCUGAUCAACUUCCAACUACUAAGAAUACCAAUGCAGCUGAUGUAAGCUAA